Molecule: messenger RNA, 3411 nt
Organism: Gossypium raimondii (Peruvian cotton)
Lineage: Eukaryota; Viridiplantae; Streptophyta; Magnoliopsida; Malvales; Malvaceae
Product: eukaryotic translation initiation factor 3 subunit A
Exons: 14
Coding region: 164-3163 (999 amino acids)
Biological process (GO): formation of cytoplasmic translation initiation complex; translation reinitiation
Cellular component (GO): eukaryotic translation initiation factor 3 complex, eIF3m; eukaryotic translation initiation factor 3 complex, eIF3e; multi-eIF complex
Molecular function (GO): mRNA binding; translation initiation factor activity
Source: RefSeq, a predicted model, not a curated record
UGAAGUUUAUUUAUUUAUUUUAUCUUUCUUUUCAAGCAGAAGCCUCAGACAAACCCUCUUUCUUUCUUUCUUCUUCUUCUACUUCAGUUAUCAUUCAUCGCGGCCGCUCUUAACCCUCCUUUUCAGGCGACCAAGGGCGGUUUUAAGAAUUUGAUUCAAAAACAUGGCGAAUUUUGCGAAACCAGAGAAUGCCUUGAAGAGAGCUGAAGAGUUGAUUAAUGUUGGGCAGAAGCAAGAUGCUUUGCAGGCUCUUCACAAUCUAAUAACUUCAAAGAGAUACAGAGCUUGGCAGAAGCCGCUUGAAAAGAUCAUGUUUAAAUAUGUAGAGCUGUGUGUUGACAUGCGGAAGGGUCGUUUUGCCAAGGAUGGUCUGAUUCAAUAUCGUAUCGUAUGUCAACAAGUAAAUGUUAGUUCUCUGGAGGAGGUGAUCAAGCACUUCAUGCAUCUUUCUACUCAGAAAGCCGAGCAGGCUCGAAGCCAGGCAGAAGCCUUAGAAGAAGCUCUUGAUGUUGAUGACCUUGAAGCUGAUAAAAGGCCUGAAGAUCUAAUGCUAAGCUAUGUCAGCGGAGAGAAAGGAAAGGAUAGGUCUGAUCGUGAGCUUGUUACUCCUUGGUUCAAGUUUCUCUGGGAGACCUAUAGAACAGUGCUUGAAAUAUUGCGGAACAAUUCCAAGUUAGAGGCACUCUAUGCGAUGACAGCACAUCGGGCAUUCCAGUUCUGCAAGCAGUAUAAACGGACAACAGAGUUCCGAAGGUUGUGUGAGAUUAUAAGGAAUCAUUUAGCAAAUCUAAAUAAAUAUAAAGACCAGAGGGACAGACCUGAUCUUUCAGCACCUGAAAGUUUGCAACUGUAUCUUGAUACAAGAUUUGAGCAGCUAAAGAUUGCUACUGAACUUGGACUCUGGCAGGAAGCUUUUCGUUCUGUUGAAGAUAUUCAUGGAUUGAUGUCCAUUGUCAAGAAAACUCCCAAGGCUUCCUUGAUGGUGGUUUAUUAUGCCAAGUUAACUGAAAUAUUCUGGAUUUCAGGCAGCCAUCUUUAUCAUGCUUAUGCAUGGUUCAAGCUAUUUUCACUUCAAAAAAGCUUUAAUAAAAACUUAAGUCAGAAGGACUUGCAGUUGAUAGCGUCAUCAGUUGUUUUGACUGCACUGUCAGUUUCCCCUUACAAUCAAACACGUGGUGCAUCACACUUGGAACUUGAAAAUGAGAAAGAACGCAACCUUCGAAUGGCAAAUCUUAUAGGAUUUAAUCUUGAAUCUAAACUUGAGAACAGAGAAGUGUUGUCAAGGUCAGCAGUUCUCACAGAGCUGGUAUCCAAAGGUGUACUUAGUUGUGCAACUCAAGAAGUGAAAGAUCUUUACCAUCUUUUAGAAAAUGAUUUUCUCCCUCUUGAUGUUGCAUCUAAGAUACAUCCUUUGUUGAUGAAAAUAUCAAAACUGGGUGGGAAGCUGACUUCAGCUUCAUCUGUUGCCGAAGUUCAACUCUCUCAAUAUGUUCCUUCCCUUGAAAGGCUUGCUACCCUCAGAUUGCUUAAGCAGGUUUCCCAACUUUACCAGACAAUGAAAAUUGAGAGUCUGUCUCAGAUGAUCCCCUUUUUUGAAUUUUCUAUGGUUGAAAAGAUUUCUGUUGAUGCUGUGAAACAUAAGUUCAUAUCCAUGAAAGUUGACCACAUGAAAGGUGCUGUGCUGUUUGGUAAUACGGGUCUUGAAUCUGACAAGCUUCAAGAUCACUUGGCUGUUCUUGCUGAGUCUUUGAAUAAAGCAAGAGCAAUGAUAUACCCCACUCCGAAGAAAGCAUCAAAGCUGGGUGAAGUUUUACCAGGGUUAGGGGAAAUUGUAGACAAGGAACACAAAAGACUUCUUGCACGGAAAUCAAUCAUUGAGAAAAGAAAGGAAGAACAAGAGCGUCAAUUAUUGGAAAUGGAACGUGAGGAGGAGUCAAAGAGGCAGAAUUUGCUGAAGAAAACUGAAGAAGCAGAAAAGAAGAGGCUUGCUGCUAUGUUUGAGCAACAACGAGCUGAAAGAAUUCGUAAGGAAAUAGAGGAGCGAGAGCUUGAAGAAGCACAGGCACUACUACAGGAAACUGAAAAGCAUUUGAAAAGGGGGAAAAAGAAGCCAAUUUUGGAUGGGGAGAAAUUAACAAAGCAAACCUUGAUCGAGCGGGCUUUGAGUGAGCAGCUUAAGGAGAGGCAGGAACAGGAGAAGAGACUACAAAAGGUUGCCAAAACAAUGGACCAUCUAGAAAGGGCAAAGAGAGAGGAAGCAGCCCCCUUGAUUGAAGCUGCUUUUCAACGGCGAUUGGUAGAAGAGAAGGUGCUUCAUGAACGUGAGCAACAGCUGGAAGUUGAGUUGAGCAGACAGCGCCAUGAUGGGGACUUGAAAGAGAAGAAUAGGCUGGCACGUAUGUUAGAAAACAAGAUGAUUUUCCAGGAAAGAGUAAUAAGUCGUCGGCAAGCUGAGUUUGACCAACGGAGAGUUGAGGGAGAGGAGAGGAUCAAACAAAUAAUUCAGGCUCGGAAGCAGGAAAGAGAUAUUAAGAGGAAGAAAAUAUUUUUUGUGAGGUCUGAGGAGGAGAGAAUCAAGAAGAUGCGCGAAGAGGAGGAGGCUCGUAAACGUGAAGAGGCUGAGAGACGAAGGAAAGAAGAAGCUGAACACAAAGCAAAAAUGGAUGAGAUUGCUGAAAAGCAGAGGCAAAGAGAGCGAGAAUUGGAAGAGAAAGAGAGGCUGAGGCGAGAAGCUCUCUUGGGAAGGGCACCGGAGGGGAUUUCUAGGCCUUCUGAACUUCCUGCUGGGUCCCGUACAACCGAGCCUGUCGUUGCGACUCCAGCUGCUGCUGCUGCUGCUGCUGCUCCAACUACUGGGAAAUAUGUUCCUAAGUUCCGGCUAAGGCCUGAAAGCUCUGGUCCAGCUCCACCUUCUGAGCCUGAUCGAUGGGGCAAGCCAGCACCGUUGGAGCCCGACCGAUGGGCUGCUGGCAGCAGGGCUCCUCCAUCACAAUCUGAUCGCUGGACUAGUGGCAGUAGGGCUCCACCUCAGGAUUCUGAUCGUUUGGCAGGUGGUGGUAGCAGAGCUACACCUCCAGAUUCAAAUCGUUUUGGUGGUGGCAGUGGGAGCAGCAAGGCAGAACCCUGGCGACCUUCAAGGGCCAGGAACCCACAACGCGGUUGAACCGGCUGCUGACCGUCAAAUGCUGGGUUGGAAUGAAUGCAGAAAUUUUUGUACUUGGGAACUAUUUAUGGUUGUCAGUGACAAAUGACAAACAGCUUUGAGGCAUAUUGGUUUUUGGGGACGUUAAGACAUGAUAAAGUUGUAUUAUGUUUUUUAUUUGUUUAUUUAUUUUUCCUUGGAUGGAUUACUGCAUUUUGUAUGUCGAACCUUUUAGACAGAGUUGUUAAGGCUGGAUCUUGUUUCUUCAA